This is a messenger RNA of Egretta garzetta (little egret), 683 nucleotides long. It is a transcript of the gene HTATIP2, whose product is annotated as HIV-1 Tat interactive protein 2. The record is from RefSeq and is a predicted model, not a curated record. NCBI's taxonomy places the organism in Eukaryota, Metazoa, Chordata, Aves, Pelecaniformes, Ardeidae. Gene Ontology annotation, cellular component: cytoplasm. The transcript has 3 exons. Gene Ontology annotation, biological process: import into nucleus. The annotation marks the transcript as partial.
GUGGACCGGGACUACGUCGCGCAGGCAGCAGAGCUGGCGUGGGCCGGGGGCUGCAAACACUUCGUGCUGCAGUCGUCCCGGGGGGCGAACCCACGCAGCCCCUUCCUCUACCUCCGUGUGAAGGGAGAAGUGGAGGACCUGGUCCAGGCUAUUGGUUUUGAUCGCUGUACCAUUCUCCGGCCAGCGGUGCUGCUGUGCAAGCGCCAGGAGUCCCGCCCCAUGGAGUGGAUGGCCCAGCAGUUUCUGGGUGUUGUGUCUUGGGUCUUCCCCACUGCUUACUCGGUGCCUGUGGAAACAGUGGCCAGGGCUAUGGUGGCCAGCGUGCUGCAGCCAGGCGAGGGGAAGGUGGAAGUGCUGGAGAAUGGGGCCAUUCACAAGCUGGGAAAGGCAGUGCCACAGCAGGGCACAUAGAGCAAAAAGGGUGGGCAGGAGAGAGUUUGAUUCACCGUUCAGAUGCUCUUCUGGGCCAAGGAUGAACAUACGUGUGGGAGAGGAGCGGGGUGCUUGCACGGCUAAUGUGGAGGUAGAGGUGCACUUCUUCGCAUGGCAGGUGAUUCUGUCAAGUGAUCAAAGAUGCAGGUGGGUGAGGAGAAACCAUGUGCUCUGCUGCCUGGAUCCAGCAUGCGAAUCCAGGUGAAAAUGGUGUAAUGCAGGCAAUUUCUUGAAUUCAGGCCUUAAAUAAA